CCGCGUCUAACCCGGUGAGCUCCCAGAGCAAGCAGCUUCUCCUGACUGUCGACAAAAUGAACCCACUGGGUGAACCCGAGUUCAUGUCUGGCCAGCAGCUUGUAGCCGUGGGUGCUACACACCUCUUUACCAUCGGGGUCAAAGUGGACGGCGCCCUGACAACCACCUUCAGAUGGGAUUUUGGCGAUGGCAGCAGUCCUGUUACUCAGACUCUUCCCGCUCCAUGUGACACUAUGGAGGCAGAAAAUGGAGGGACACAAAUGUUCGUGGAGCAUUCUGUCAACAUGACCUACACAUCACCUGGGAACUAUCAUCUUCAAGUGGGAGUUUCCAACCAGUUUGAACAAAUGGACAAAUCUAUCAAGAUAAGCGUCCGUCAUGUGUUAAAACGUCUCUUCGUCAAUUCCUCCGCUCUGGUGGCCGUUGUUCAUCAAGCGUAUCCUCUGGAAGCCUUCACUGAUCCUGCCACUGACGGCGUCAUCUACACUUGGAAUUUCGGGGAUGAAUCCAAAGCCGUCCAAGGUGCGGAGCAAAAAGUUGAACGCGCCUUUACGUCGGUGGGAGAUUACAACGUCACAUUGUGUGCCGACAACACUCUUUCUAUACUUCGCACUUGGCUGCUGGUGCAAGUUGUGGAGAAAAUGAGCGGACUGAGUGUCAGUUGCAAUGGACUCCAACCCGUCAACAAUCUCUCUUUGGCGUGCCGCUUCCAAAGUGUCACUGUCAAUACGUCAGCAUCAUUUUGGGCGGCGAGUGGCACUGGCAGCAACGUGUCUGUGAUUUGGGAUUUUGGCGAUGGCUCCCCGGUAGAGCCCAAAGAAAAGGUGUCGCACGUUUUUACCCAAGUUGGUGAAUUCACAGCCACCGCAUUUAACGCAAUAAGUCGAGAAUCUGUCAGCGUCAAGGUGAACGUCUCCGAUCCCGUUUCCGACUUUAGCCUUCAAAGCGAGCAGCCGUUCGCUGUUGUCGGAGAAGAAACCAAAUUCACGGCAGUUAGCAGCGAGGACUUGAACGCCACCUACUAUUGGACAGUGGAUGGUUUGCUUCCAACACAAAAGGGAAGUCGCCAGUUGAUCUUCAUUUUUCCAAAAGCGGGACAGUAUCAAGUCCGAAGUACAGCCCGCCACUUGGAGAGCAGAAGAGAAGCUUUGAUUUUAGUGGAAGUCUUUGAGCCAAUGGAGGCGCUUCGCAUUGAUUCUCCCAGCUUGAUCAAUAGGACCUACUUGCCCACCCGUGAAGACGUGGUGUUUGUGGCAUCCAUGGCGAAAGGCUCCAACGUGACGUAUGAGUGGCUUGUCGCGCCAAAUAACAUCAAACAUCAGGUUGAGGCAGAUGGAGAACGUUUGCACUUUGGAGUUGAGUCUCCUGCUGGUUUUACAAUUCGAGUCAAUGCUUCAAACAAGUUGGGUGAACGCACGAGCCUUGUUUCCGUUGUGGCUUUGGAACGUGUGAGUGGUGCACAAAUAACCACGCCGAGGCAAAUCCUGCCAGCGGGGAAGUCUUGCAAUCUUUCCGUCUCGGUCCUGACUGGUUCUGACUUGAACUACAUCUGGCACGUGGAUAGCAAUCUGGUCCAAACAGAUGCCCCUUUUAUUCUUCACAACUUCACAAAGUCUGGGAAUUUUCUCGUUCAAGUUGUUGUCCACAACGCCAUCAGCCAAAGUGAUGACAAUAAAAAUGUGAGCGUCCAAGAGGAAGUAGAAGAGGCGGAUUUUACAAUCGCUGGCAAGAUGUUUCCGUUUGAUAUGAGCACCAAUACUCUUGUGUCAUUCCAAGGCUUUGUCCGCAAAGGCAGUGAUCUCCACUGGGAGUGGAAAAUGAGUGAUGCCGCCAAGCUAUUUUGCCAAAGUCACCACGCCCUUGCCUACACUUUUCCCCUUGAAGGGAUUUACAGCGUGUCUUUGAAUGUCUCCAAUGCAAUUACGUGGCAGGAAGUCACACACGACGUGGUCAUCCAGGAUCCAAUCGAAGGCCUCGCUCUAAACAUGAGCAAAGAUUGGCUCUGUACUGAGGAGGAAGUUACCUUCGUGCCAACAAUCACCAAAGGAACCAAUGCCACUUUUGUUUUGAUGUUUGAAACUCAAGGCCGGAUGCAUAGUCAGGAUGUGCUUGAGGGAUCGUUUAGCACGUCCAAGCUUCCAGCGGGACUGCACAAAGUUCAACUGAAAGCUUGGAAUCAGGUGAGCAGUGCACAGAUGUCAACCCAAGUUCAGAUCUUGGAGAAGAUCCAAGGCAUCCGAUUGUUGAGCCCUAGCCAUCAUGCCGUCGAAGCUCUGAAGGAGAUUCGUUUUGAGGUGGAUGAGCAAAAUGAGUUUGCAGUCAACUACACUUGGAUUUUUCACUUUGAGGAUGCUCAACCUUUGUGGCUGAAAGGGAAGGAAGUCAUCUUCACUCCACCCACAAACGGUUCCUUGUCGUUGACCGCGCUAGCAAACAACGGCGUCUGCUCCGAGAUGCUAAACAAGACUCUGACGGUGGAAUGGCCCGUUCAGGAGGUCCAGCUCAUCUGUCAGUCAGAAGCCAUAUUUGCUGGACAUGCUGCGUUCUUUUCCGCUACGACUAUUGAAUUGAGCAACUUGAAAUAUGUGUGGACAUUUGGAAACUCCCUCAAGAAAUGGCCUACGCACGUCACUUGGGUUAAUCAUACGUUUGGUAGGGCCGGCGAAUACCUGGUUACGGUCAACGUGUCCAACCAUGUCAGCCACACGUCCGCGCAACUACGCGUGGACGUGUUGGAGUUGGAGUGCGCCGAGCCGCAAGCCUCACUCAUCCAGAGCCAGCCGACUAUCUUCCGAUCUCGGGCCAAUUUCUUUGAAGCGCGCGUGGAUCUGAACUGCUCUGCCUACGAGACGACGUAUCGGUGGGAGAUGUUCCGAGCGCUGGAUUGUACCCACGAGAGCGGGAACGGAGUCCUUCUCAAUGGAACGACAUCACCUUUUCUCCAUCUACCAAAGAACUCUCUGGAUGUGGGACGCUACUGCCUUUGGUUUAGCGUUUCGCUCCAAGGGACACCCCUGUGGGUGCGACGAAAAACCAAAGUUACGGUGGUCUGCUCCCCGUUGGUGGCUGUCAUCAAGGGAGGCUCGCAUAGACUGUGGCCAAGCACCCGUGACCUGGUUCUGGACGGAAGGGGGUCACGAGAUCCUGAUGCGAAGCAAGGCGAGGAUGCGCUACGGUAUCAAUGGACCUUCACGAUAAAGAAUUCCACCAUCCCCAUUGAGAGCAACAGCAGUAUUGUGACCAUAGCCAGCAAACAGUUACAUCCAGACACCCUUUAUACUUUCACCCUCACCGUAACUAAGGCGGGAAGGACACCCGUAUCCUUCACGCAGACAGUAAGUGUGUGCGAAGCAGCCCAACUUCCCGUAUUUGUGGAGUGUGUUUCCUGUCCAGGCCACGCCCCCCUCAUCCUGUCCGGGCAUUGUGGAGAGUGCGAUGAGCGAGCUCAGCACACUUGGAGCGCCCAGGAUGCCGAGUCAGGCGCGACACUCGACCUGCUCCAGGCCGCCAUCUCUACAGGAAGACGCUCCACAUCCAGAUUGGUGUUGCGUUCGCAUGCUCUUCUUCCGGGGAACAUUUAUACCUUCACUCUUAAUGUGAGUGUGGCUGGAAGGUGGGGCAGUGCCAGUCAGACGCUUGUACUCAAUCAAGCCCCUUCUGGGGGUUUGUGCCAACUGGAGCCCGAGUCCCACAUCCAUCCGCUGGGGACGGUGGUUCACUUCAACUGCUCGGGAUGGCGGGAUGAAGGCAACACAUCCUCUGAGCUCAUCUAUACCUUCCAGGUUGCACCGUGCCAUCCCGUCAUGUGCCCUCUUCUAACUCUUUACCGGGGCACUCGAGCCACUUUUGGCAGCCUGGUUCCAGCGGGGAGUCCCGUGCGAGGACAAAACAAGUCACUGAUCACAGUUACUUUGCUCAUCGAAGACAAUUUGGGCUCAAGUGUCGUUGCUCUUAACAGAACUCUGAGUGUCCAGUCUCAUGUCAACACCAGCGAGUGGCUCGGAACAAAGAGCCAGAAAGAUAUGUGGGCCUUAGUCCAACAUGGCAACCCUCAGGAAAUCAUCCCAUAUUCCAUUGCGCUCACCAGUCAGCUCAACCAGAUGGAGUCGGGACCAAAUACCAGAGAGCUCCCAAUGAAGAAGGAGAUAAGAGAAAAUGUUACCAAAGCUUUGGUCUCCCUUCCCAUUUCCUCCAUGAUGGAUGUUGAUCAAAUCAGCUCAGCUCUAGCCCAGUCCACUGCUUUUCCUGAUGAGUUCACCUGUGCAAAGUGUCAGGAGAAGGUUCUGGAAGCUGCUGAGAAGAUGAUUCGUAUACUGGAGGAUCACAAACGUUCUGGUGGUGGCCGAGUUUCAGCAUUUGACACAGGGAAGAACAUCCUUAGCGUUGUAGGUAGCUCUCUGGCUUCUUCCUCAGCCUCAGCCUCCCAACACGACGACUCCACAACUCAGCAGUUCCUCUCGGCACUUAGCCAAGCAGGAGCCUUAAUGCGCUCCCUGAUGCGCUCCCCCGAUCCUUGGGAGAUGCCCCUUUCGUUGGUCACACCUUAUAUCAGUACAACCGGUUUCUACGGCGACCCCGCCGAGCUUCUCUGCUCCGUGCGGUCCAAGCAACCUUCCACGGUUCCUUCAACUCCGCCGCCAUGCCCGUUUCAAAUUCCAACCUCACUCAGCACUCGCCUUAAGAGUCAACGUUCAGAGCUGGUGCAGGUGCUUUUAGCUCUGGAUGGAUCUCAUUCUCUGCUAGCUGCAGCUGACCCUCCAAUUUCCACCACUCUGGUCGCCAUGGAGAUCAGCACCCCUCAGGGCGAGCCGCUAGCCAUCCAGGAUCUGGAGCCGGAGCAGGCGAUUCGAGUCACCCUGCGUAGCAAUGGCAGGCUACCCGCCGAGAUGAGACGUUCGGACGAGAGCGCGGACGGACACGCUAACGGUACAUGUCCGACCGUUACGCUUCCGCUCGAGGGACGUCUGAACUUUACAAUACAAAGUGUGGCUGGCCUGGAUGAAAAUGCAGGUUUAUACAUCUCCUUCAACUUCAGCCUGUUAGCAGGAGUUACUCCUCCCGAGACUGUGGGCCGUGUUCAAAUGGAAAUAACAAAUGGAUUUCAGGAUUCCUUCACUAAAGAGUGGCUUAUCAAUCAUUCGGCUUUGAAUACCUUCACUGAGAAAACGGUAUUUCUUUCGCCGCUUUUCAAUGACACAGCAAAGACUCUGUGUGUCAGUCUGAGCUCAUUUGUGGAAGGCGCUCCCGUUGCAGUGUCAUUAUGUGUGUUCAGCUCUCUGUGCCAGUACUUCAGCCUCAAGGAGAUGACUUGGAGUAGUGAGGGUCUCAAGUCACUGGAGGGCACCACACUCCAAACGGUGCAUUGCCUGACGCACCACCUUACCAUGUUUGGGGCCUCUUUGUUUCUUCAUCCCGGGGCCGUUGUGCUACUGCCGCCUGCAACUGGUCCCAGCCUUAAUGCGGUGGUGGGGAUUGUAUGUGUUGCUCUGCUCCUGCUUCACCUGCUGGUGGGACUCAUUGGCCAUAAAAUGGACCACCUGGACAGCCUGAGAGUGAGCCAAGUGCCCCUGUGCGGUCCAGCCGGACUCUAUCAAUACAGAGUGCUGGUCAAGACGGGCUGGAGGCAUGGAGCAGGCACCACGGCGCACGUCGCCAUCAGUUUGUACGGCGUCAACAAGAGCGGCUCUCGUCAUCUGCAAAGGCCUGGCGCUUUUCAACGUGGCAGCCUGGACCACUUUCACUUGGAAACGGACGUCAGCUUAGGGGAACUUUGGAAAAUUCGGAUCUGGCAUGACAACACAGGCUCGGAUCCAUCCUGGUAUGUUCAACACGUGGUUGUCUGGGACCCCGUAACAGACCACAUGUUCUUCUUCUUAGUCGAUGACUGGCUCUCUGUGGAAAAUCCAAAGAAUGGGACAGUGGAGAAAGAAAUCCUGGCCUCAUGUCCUGAAGAGCUUUCCCAAUUUGGGCGAAUCCUGUGCUCGCAGUUGCUUUUUGGAAUGGUGGAGCGCCACCUGUGGCUGUCGCUAUGGCAACGCCCCAUCCAUAGUCUUUUUACUCGAGCGCAGAGAGUUACCUGCAGCGCUCUGAUGCUGCAUCUCUAUCUGGCAUCGGGCGCGCUGUGGUACGGGGCUGUGGCUUCCCAGGGGCGCAGUGGGCCAGUGUCAGCCAAACUGCCGGUCACUAUGGAAACGCUUGCUGUGGGAAUGGUGGUUGCACUUGUGCUGUUUCCGCUCCAGUGUUUCAUCUGCUUUUUGUUUGGAAAAAGCCACAAUCAGGUAAUCGUGGACACGUCACUUCCUUCUUCACCGGUUUGUUACUCCGUGGAGAUGGACGUCUACCUGGGCCAAUCGGAACUUUCCGGGCCAUCUUUCUUAUCCUUAUUUGGAGCCUCCAGCCGACUUGGAGAUAGUCCCUCAUCCUUAUUGGAGAGCAAAGCUUUUGACUCUAGCAUGGUGGACUUCUGGGCCGCCUCUGGUUUGGCGCCCCAGACCAAUGAGGACGACACGUGCCAGGAGGAGACUGCGGCGGCUUCCUGGGCUUCGUGCGACAGUCUGCUCACAGAGCCCGAGGAUUUGGACCAAUGUGAGGCCUCGCUUGCUUUGUGCGCAACAGGCCAGCUGAGGAGGAAAAAAGCUCCCAUGCAGCUCCACCUGACCCCCGCUGGCCAAAAGGAUCAAGAAAGUGCGAAGCACAAGCCCAAUAUGAAAACCUGUUUGACUCUGUCUGAGGAGAAUCUCCUGAUGUCAAUAGAAGAAGCAGCAGCAACAGACGACACUUUGCGUUUGGCCAAAAACAACUCCGACAGCGGUCGGGACUCGCCUACGACAAACUCGUCAUUCUCAAACACCCAGAGCACCUCCUGCAGCAGUUGGUCAGAUAACUCGGAUGAUAAAUACCUCCAUGAGGCAGAGCGCCUUCAAUUGGAGGCACAUUCAGCUCCUUCCCAAUGCCAGACACAACUCUUCAGAUGUCCAUCUGUACUUUCCGUGGACUCGGUGGCCAGCACCUUCCUGCCGAGUCCUUCUCCCGACUUGACGAGCUGUUCCUCCACCACACGCAUUGGCAUCGCUCGAGGUCGGCCCGGCUGGCUUUUUCCUCCCUGGAUGUUUUGCGUGAUCUACCCUCUGGUGGCCACGUUGAUGGGAGCAUGUCUUGCUCUUGUCGCAAUCUACGGCCGCUUCUUCUCCAGAACAGUCGUCCUCAUGUGGCUCAUCUCCACACUGUCCGCCUUUCUCACUUCCCUUCUCCUGCUGGAACCUCUCAAGGUGUGCCUUCAAGCCUUGAUCUACACUGUCGUUUGGCGGCCCGUGGAUCCGGAAGUGGAGGACCAACUAGGCCUGGGGACCACCACCACGAGAGCAUUUGGAGAACACGGCGGGAAGGUUCGACCUCCGUGCGGCUACGGACUGCUGCGGGCUAAAGAGGAAGCUCGGAAAGUCCGUGCACUCGGCUCGCUUAUGAGGCAUUGCGUGUCACAGCUGCUCUUUCUGUUGCUGGUGCUCAUGGUGAACUACCAGGACAGUGUGGAAAAAAGCCAAGGAAGGCUUUUGCACUCUGCUGUCCGACGCCAGCUUCACACUGCUCCCUUGGUGGGCCCGAGCUUAACAUCCAUCCGAAACUGCUUGGAUGCCGAGCGAUGGAUGAACGGCACCUUGGUGACCUACCUGCACCGAAACGCUCUACUCCAUCUCGCGGGCUCACCGCGGCUCCUCUACGCACACUCAGGGGGUCGGGGGGAGGUCAUUCUGGGAAACUCUAGCAUGACGACACAUCAAGUCCUGGCCGACCUUCGUACGGGAGGCUUUUGCAUUCAUCGGUUCCAAACACUCUUUGUGGAUUCGACACAGUACCACAGAGAGUCUGGUUUAUUUCUCUGUCUCUCCAUCCGACUCGAUUGGACCCAACGGUUCACUUCAUUCCUCUCCAUCUACCCGCUCCUCAUUCCAUCACGGCACGACGGCUUGGACCUCCAUCUGGUCCUCAUGCUUUUCCUUUUGGCCUGUGCUCUGCUCAUAUUGAUUGGGGAAUUGCGCUCGAUGGCGAACGAGCGUGCGGGGUACGUGUGUGGAGGCAAACACUGGCUCCAGCUCCUGUCGGUUGCGUUGUCGUUGGCGGCGAGCGUGCUUCACCUCUCGUUUCGCUCCCAGGCCACUUCCUGUGUUUCCCAGCUGAAAUCCCAAGCUGACCGAUUCAUCAACUUCCACGGCUGUGCUGAACUGACUCAAAGGUCUUCUCAAUGUGCCGCUGUGUUACUCACUUUACUGGUCCUAAAGCUGUUGGGAACAUUACGAUUUGUACGCAGAUGGGUUGUGAUCAUCAGAGUGCUGAACAGAGCUCGGAAGGAGUUGUGGACCUUAAGUUUCCUCUCGCUGCUCCUGCUUUUGUUCAUGACUCAUCUCGGGAAUACGCUUUUCUCGCAGUCAGUGGAAGGCUUUUUGUCCACGCGUGAGAUUUUGCCCUCGCUGAUGUCCGUUGUGCGCGGCGGCCGCAUCGGUCUGCAAAGACUACGCAGGGUCCACCCUGUCCUCGGCCCUUUGUACGGAAUACUGCUGAUGGGGGCGAGUGUCUGGCUUUUGGCCAAACUCUUUGGGGCCGUCCUCAUCCGUGCCUACAGGGCUGAGAAAGCAGACAUUUAUCGUCCAACCACAGAACCUCAAGAUUAUGAGAUGGUGGACUUCUUCAUCAAGAGACUCAAGUUAUGGAUUGGACUCACCAAGGCGAAAGAAUUCAGGCACAGGGUGAAGUUCGACGGCAUGGACGUUCCUUCCAGAGCCUCCCAGGAAUCCCGCCUUUCCACUCUCUUUUCCUCCCUUCCAUCUUCUCAUUCACCGUCCACCAUUCCAUCUCCACGCCCUUUGUCUGUUCUAUCGGAGGACUCGACGCUUUCCGAACCGGGAUUUGACGUCCGGCCCUUCCUGGAGCACCUGCUGCCGUGCGUGAACGCGUUGCUUUCUCAAUUCGAUCGGCUCACUCAGAUAAGUGAGGAUUCCGAGCGCCUGGAGAUUGAACUUGAAGACAUUGUGUCCAGGCGAAAGAAAAGUCAAAUCAGUAACAAGGAAAAAUGUGAGGACAGAUUGCCCAAAUCAUCAAAUCAGGAGCCUGAUGGGAGAACUAGACGCAGGAGGACAGGUCUGCUUUACACCAAUCCGCCAAGAUCCAUUUCGCCAAUGUUCCCUUUCACUCCUUCCACAAUUCAGCGGCCCCCAGCGGCACCGGUCCACCUCUUCCCACGUACACGGAGCUCCUACUCAGAAUCCGGGUGGCUAUAUCCACUGUCGCAUAUGCCUCGUGACGCAACUGAAGCGGCGGCGACAGGAAGCUCCAGUUUGCAUCCCAUAAAUUCCUCUGGUUUUCCCAAGAGGAGAGCGUGGCACUCUGGAAGUUCACACUCGGCCGAUGCAGCUCAAAGACUGUGGCUAAAACAAGGUGGAGUUGCACCAUAUGGGAAUUCUGCCUUUCGCGCUUUCGUCAGACCAAAUAGCGAAGAGGGCGGGAGACGUAUUAGUGUAGGGGCGCCGAAAAAAAGGAAGGCUUGGAUCUCUGAGGGACCUUUGUAAACAUUUGUACUUUCAAAUGACCUGGGUCUUUCUUUGAACAUAUCUAAUGCCUUUAUAGUCCACCAUUUUCAAGAGGGUGGAGUGCAUUUCAUGUUUGGAGAAGUCAAACACGCUAAGAUUCCAUGGCGUUGCAUACAAAUUCAUGCUGAGAAAAGACGAGAGAUAACAGGGUCUCAAAUUAGUAGCUUAUAUUUUUGCGGGAAUUUUUUUCCCUUCUUCAGUAGCUUGCUUAACGCAUAUUUGCUCAUUUUUGCUAGCAUUCACUUAGUCAGACAAUAUUAAAAGAUGACAUGGAGCAAUACUGA
This is a messenger RNA of Syngnathus acus (greater pipefish), 9865 nucleotides long. It is a transcript of the gene pkd1b, whose product is annotated as polycystic kidney disease 1b. The record is from RefSeq and is a predicted model, not a curated record. Gene Ontology annotation, biological process: kidney development. Gene Ontology annotation, cellular component: membrane. The transcript has 34 exons. NCBI's taxonomy places the organism in Eukaryota, Metazoa, Chordata, Actinopteri, Syngnathiformes, Syngnathidae. Gene Ontology annotation, molecular function: protein binding. The coding region runs from base 57 to 9560 and encodes 3167 amino acids.